Molecule: messenger RNA, 1886 nt
Organism: Paramecium sonneborni
Lineage: Eukaryota; Ciliophora; Oligohymenophorea; Peniculida; Parameciidae
Source: the annotation of a GenBank genome assembly
AUAAAAUCAUGUCUUUUUAUGAACUUAUAGAAAAAUUCUAUGAUCCUUAAAUUUGUAAACAAAUUCAAGAUCCAAGAUUAUUGCUGAUCAACAUAGCUUCUUCUUAAAUCUUAAAUGAAAAGAAAUUCUAUGCAGAUCAAGACAGAACUAGAGAUGAACUAUUUCAAUCACUUCUACAAAUUGCUGAUAAAGAUCCUGAAUUUGUUUUAUAAGUAGCAUAUUACACAAGAAACAAAUUAUUGAUUCGAGCCACAUCUAAUUUCAUUUUAGCUUUUGCUACAUGUUAUGAUUCUUGUAAACCUUUUUGUAGAAAAUACUUUAACUAUAUCGUAAAAUUACCGACUGAUUUAAUUGAGGUAGCUGAAUACUCAUAAUUAAUGCGAUAUUACUUGAAACUUGAAUGGGGGGGCUUUUAAAAUGGAUAUCAAAGAUCUAUACCAUAUAGUUUAAAUUGUAGAAAAGAAUUAAAUUUCUCAAAAAUGCUUUAAAAGUGUGGAGCAAAUAAAUUUCACUAAUUUACUCUUCAUUAAUUAGCCAAAUAUUGCUCAGACAGAAGGAGAAAAAGAAUUAUCUAUAGAUUUUCAGAAUUAGUUGAUCCAACACUCUUUAUGAAAAGGUACAAGAAAAGAGCUGAAAAAAUUAAAUUUAUGGAAAAAGCUUAGAAAAAAUAAAAAUAAAAAGUAAUUAAAAAAUAAGACAGAUAAAAGGCUAAAUAAAUAUAAAAGUAAAUACAAAAGAAGUUAAAGUUUGGCAAGAAAAAGAGAGUUUUAAGAGCAUUAGAAAGGAAAUUUAUUACAAUGAAAGAUAUUAUUUAAAUGUUUCACAUUAGUUAGCCUAAAUAUAAUGUUAUGUGUAUAUUGAGAUGUCGAUACCCUAAAAACUAAGAUGAAUUUAAGCAGCUAUUUCCACAAGAUGAAAUUGUUUUUGAAUAGGAAAAAUGUGGAAAGAGAAUGAAAUUACCUAAAAUUAUUACUUGGGAGAGAGAAUUGAGUUAAGCUUAAAAUGAUAAAGUUUGGGAUAAGUUAAUUAAAGAGAAUAGAAUAACAUAUUUAGCCACUAUACGAAAUCUUAAAAAUAUACUUACAGGUUAUCUAUCCCCGAAAGCAUUCACUUUGUUAUAACAAUUUUUAAGUAAUACAUAAAUAAUUUAAUCAAAUAAGAUUACAAUGCUAUAAUAUUAUAAGGCAUAAGAAGUACUAAUUUAGAUGAAAAAUGAAAGAGCAAACAUAAUAUAUAAAUUAUUAAAUAAUGCCAUUAAUAUAACAAUUAAAAACUUACCUACAAUUCCAGGAAAAACUCAUAUUUUUGUUGAUGUUACUGGAUCAAUGAGUUAUGAAUUAGGAAACAAAAGUUUAUAAUCAGUAGCCUUUGUAGUAUCAUAAAUAUUGAGAAUGAAAUGUGAGUAUAUGGAAUAUUACAUUUUUGGAGGUUAAAAAAAUAAUGAGCCAUAUCUAAGAGUAAACUUUACAGAUUAAGACCUUUAUGAAUCGAUUUAGAGAUGUGAUAUGGUAAGAAGAUAAAUUGGAAAUUAUUAUGCGAUGAUUGGUUAAACAAUUGAAGAUUUGUUAUAUAAACCAAAAAUAUUUUGCGAUAAUAUUGUAAUAAUCUCAGACAUGGCAGUUUAGAAAUGUUUUAGAAAAGAUAAUAUUAGUUUUGAGUAUCUUUUAAGUUCUUAUAUUCAUGAAGUAAAUCCAAGAGUAAAAAUAUUCUUUAUGGAUAUCAGUGGUUCUGGAUUUUAAAUAAGUGCUAAUUAAAAUUGCCAUUUAUUAUCAGGUUCAAGUGAAAAAAUUAUAGAAUAUAUAACAAUUUAGUACUUAGACUAAAUUUAAGAAGUUCUGUCAUUUUCAAACACAUUGGGAAAUUAGUAAAUAUUAAAAAUUGAAUGA